Molecule: messenger RNA, 893 nt
Organism: Aspergillus heteromorphus CBS 117.55
Lineage: Eukaryota; Fungi; Ascomycota; Eurotiomycetes; Eurotiales; Aspergillaceae
Product: seipin
Exons: 1
Coding region: 166-702 (178 amino acids)
Biological process (GO): lipid droplet organization; lipid storage
Cellular component (GO): endoplasmic reticulum membrane
Source: RefSeq, a predicted model, not a curated record
CUCUUUCUCUUUACGGCCAUUCUCAUGAUCUUCAUCUCGACGGUUGCAUAUGGGAUAUUCUACUACCGGUUCAUCCCGCAGGUCGGCCUGGAGCGCAUUGUCCACCUGCAGUUUGGGUGAGUCGGACUUCGCGUCCAAUCGCACCAAGUCUCUCAUUCGAUGACCAUGCAUACUAAUCACUCUCUUUCCAAUAUCCACAGCGACGAAUCCCCGUGGGGAAUCGCAUCCCUCGGGUCCGAUCUGGUCUCCUCCCAGCCGUACGAUGUGCAGGUGGAACUGGAACUACCACGCACCCCUGCGAACCUCGCCGCGGGAAACUUCAUGCUCGACCUGACGCUUCUCUCGCGCCCGUCCACCUCCGCCGAGACAGGCCUGAAUACCUCGGUGACAGCCCUCUCGCAGUCGCGCCGCCCUGCGAUUCUUACCUACACGUCGCCGUUGGUAGACACCGCCAGCAAACUCUCGUUCAUGCCCCUCUACGUCAUUGGCUGGCAGCGCGAAGCCGAGAAAUUACAGGUCCGCAUGAUGGAACGCGUCCAGUUUGCCCGCGGGUGGCGCAAUAUACCGGACAGCCUGCGCUUGGAGAUCCACAGCUCGGAGAAGAUGCAAGUGUACACGGCGAAAGUGAUGUUUCGGGCGAGGUUUACUGGGUUACGGUAUGGUUAUCUUAUGGGUCCUGUCCGGGUUGGUCUGCCAUGCUAACAGGAAGAAUAGCUGGGUGAUGUAUAACUGGAGACUCACGUCCUUCGUUGUCUUUGGGUGCAUGUUUUGGAGCGUGUCUAUGGUUUCGGCUGGUGUUGUGUGGACGUUCCUGGUUUUGCUGCUCAAUGGGGGUGGCGAGAAGGCCGGGCCGGUGGUUAAGACGGAGAAGCGCAGGGAGACGCCCGUCAAGG